This is a messenger RNA of Mesocestoides corti, 489 nucleotides long. NCBI's taxonomy places the organism in Eukaryota, Metazoa, Platyhelminthes, Cestoda, Cyclophyllidea, Mesocestoididae. The record is from the annotation of a GenBank genome assembly.
AUGGACAAAGUUUUAUCUCUACUUGUUUUAAUUUCGUUUGCAAUGGCCCAAGUUCCAAAUCAAAAGGAACGUGAUGCAAUACUCACUUUUCACUCAAACAAACGCGAACGCGUUAAACCACCAGCCAGCGACAUGCAGUUGAUGACCUACUCACAGGAACUGGAGAGGUCAGCCUUUAACUGGGUGUCUCGCUGCAAGUUUCAGUAUCCGGAUUCUGAAACAUAUCCAGAAUAUCAGGGUACAUCAAUGACUGUAGCCAUGACUGGUGGUUCUAAACCUAGUAUAAGAAACGUAAUCCAGAGUUGGUUUGAGGAAGAGAAAAAUUAUACUUAUGCAAAUAACAGCUGCACAGGACACUGCGGAGGUUAUAAACAGAUGAUAUGGGCUACUUCCAAUGAAGUUGGCUGUGCAAUGAAACUCUGCGAUAGAUUAGAAAGUGAUAUGCCAAAACCGGUUUACCUUGUGGCCUGCCAAUACAAACCACCGUAA